CGGGAGGGAGUCUAUUCUUGGUUUGGUCGGGGUGGAUGUGAAGGUAAGUUUGGAGAACACAUUGAGCAGAUCCACCAGCGGCAGCAGCGUGUGGAGAUGACCGUGGAUAAGAUGGAUCCCGUGGAAGUGUUCGCGGCCGGAGAAAAGGGCCGUGGUCUCCGCGUUACUAAAGAGAUGUCACCAGGAGAUGUGGUGUUCGCUGAGGCCAGCUUCGCUGCUGUCGUGUUUGACAGUCUGUCCCUGCAGGUGUGUCACAGUUGUUUCCGGCGUCAGUCGAAUCCUCACCGCUGCGCUCAGUGUAAAUUUGCUCACUACUGCGACCGCACGUGCCAGCGCGCCGCAUGGGACGAACACAAACAGGAAUGUUCUGCCAUCAGAAAGAUGGGAAAAGCACCCAAUGAGAACGUGCGUCUGGCUGCUCGGAUCAUGUGGCGUAUACACAAGGACACGGGGCUCGUCUCCGACUCUCAGCUCACCACUCUGGACCUGCUGGAGGAUCAUCUGUCCCAAAUGUUGCCGGAGGACCUGAAGGAGCUGAAAGUCGAUGUGCAAAACUUCUUUCAAUACUGGCCAAAGAAGAGCAAGCCGGUGGGAGAGGAUUAUGUGGCUCAUAUCAUCGGUGUGAUUAACUGUAACGGUUUCACACUGAGUGAUCAGAGAGGUCUUCAGGCCGUGGGUGUGGGUCUCUUUCCAAACCUCUGCCUGGUGAAUCAUGACUGCUGGCCCAACUGCACCGUCAUUCUGAAUCACGGCGAUCAAACCGCUCUGGACGCCACAUUCCACUCUGAGAGAAGGAUCGAGCUGAGGGCUCUGGAGACCAUCUCCGAGGGUGAAGAGUUAACCGUCAGUUAUGUGGAUUUUCUGAACGUGUCUAAAGAGCGUCAGCGUUUACUCAAGCAGCAGUAUUACUUUGACUGCAAAUGUGAGCACUGUACUCACGCUGUUAAAGACCAACUCAUGACCGCCGUCAAAGACAAGUCGCCGGCUGAUGUGGUGAAGCAGGUGACAGAUUUGAGUCUUCAGGCUCUGACGAAGAUUGAGGAAGCUCGAACUGAAGGAAACUUCCACGAGGUGAUUAAACUCUGUCAGGAGUGUCUGGAGAAGCAGGAGUCCGUGUUUGAAGACACUCAUCUUCCUCUGCUGCGCGUCCUCAGCACCGCCAGUGAAGUCCUCAGCUUCUUACAGCAGUUUCAUCAGGCGUCAGGAUACUCGCUCAGGGUGGUGGACGGAUACAGUCAACUCUAUCAUCGUAAUAACGCUCAGCUGGGAAUGGCCAUCAUGAGAGCAGGAGUCACACACUGGCAUGCAGGUUUAAUCGAGGUGGCUCACGGAUUGAUCUGUAGAGCGUUUGCUAUCCUGAUGAUCACCCAUGGACCACACCAUCCCAUCACCAAAGACCUGGAGGCCAUGCGGACGCAGACAGAAAUGGAGCUGCGCUUGUUUAAACAGAAUAAACAUGUUUAUGAUAACAUGAGAGAGGCUGUGCUGAGCAAUAAACCCUUGAUGCUCGCUGGAGAACAAGUGCCAAUCAAAGCCACGUCAUAGACCUUCAGCUAGACUGAAACUGAGACGUCACGUCUGCUUCCAUCUGCCUGGUUUUACUGGGUCAAAUAAAGGCAUGCUCACCAGAUUGUCAUGUUUUGAGUAAACACGCUUGAGACGGGAAAAUAA
Molecule: messenger RNA, 1671 nt
Organism: Triplophysa rosa
Lineage: Eukaryota; Metazoa; Chordata; Actinopteri; Cypriniformes; Nemacheilidae
Gene: smyd1a
Product: SET and MYND domain containing 1a
Exons: 10
Coding region: 97-1545 (482 amino acids)
Cellular component (GO): nucleus
Molecular function (GO): protein binding
Source: RefSeq, a predicted model, not a curated record